AUGAAUAGCGAAGAUGUGGCCUCCAUUAUUCUGUCGUCGAAUUAUUCUGGCGCAUGCGAUCAUACACCGCUAACAAAUGAAGGCAUUCUUAAACUUACGGAUCAACAGUCUAUUGUCAUUUAUGGUCCAACUCUCUUUGCAUUGAAGUAUCGAGUUCUUCCUUGCACAGUAAAUCCAAAAAUACAUCGUUCCACUGACUAUGUUGAUGUUUCCACAUUUAAUUCGAUUGGUCAGGGUGUGUCUUUUGCUCGAGGACGACAAUGGUCUUCAAAAAGAAAACAAGGAGGAAUGUAUCAUGCCACAAGUGCCAUAAACUUUAUCAUCAAUGAAUAUAAAUUGGAUCGAAAUAGAUUUAUUUACGAUUGGAGCUAUGACGCAUCGGAUAAGAGUUCUCUUAUUUCCACAGUUUAUAUUGAUCUGGGAAAUUAUCUAUCAGUACAAUUCAGUGGUGGCUCUAUAAGUCCGACAAAUAUAGACAAUCCCAAUGCUCUAGAACCAGACCAUGAAACAAAUAUCUUCCAUUGCUUUACUUAUGCUACGAUCUUCCAUGUUCCACAAACAGCAGAUCGUGCACGAACACUUUUUGAACAAUUGUCAAAAUUUAAACUAUUCCCAAUCACUACGGCCACCUUACAAAUGGUUUGUCAUGAUGCUCAAAAUGGAUUCUACACUUCAUCCAUUCGUAUGAACCAGCCUCGUAUUACUGAUCUUAAACUUCACUAUGGUGACGAAUUUGAGAUUAUUCACGAACAACUUCUCGAAACAUUACAAGAAAAAGAUUCCACUGGUAUAACGUUUCUUCACGGUCCUCCGGGUACCGGAAAAACUUACUAUUUGCGCUAUUUGAUCAAUGAAAUCAAAGACAAGAGUUUGAUCUAUGUUCCACCUGAUCUUGUCAAUGAUAUGACGAAACCUGGUUUUUUACCCUUCCUCAUGAAACAUCCGAACUCCAUUCUGAUCAUCGAAGAUGCCGAGAAUAUUAUUCGCGAUCGAAUACAGGAUAAUUUUCUACCCAACCAGGCUGUGGCUAAUCUACUCAAUCUUUCUGACGGUCUUCUCGGAGAUGCCAUGCAUCAACAAAUUAUUUGUACAUUCAAUUGUGAUGUCAAGGGCAUCGAUCCUGCUCUUCUGCGCGAUGGACGACUAGUGAUCGAACACAAAUUCGAUAAACUGAACGUACAAAAUGCCCGUCGUAUGUGCGUGGAGUUAGGUUUAUCCGACUAUGGCAACGAUAUUCAUGAACCAAUUUCUUUAUCUGAGAUCUAUGCACGAAAGAAUAACACAGAGGCAGAUUUGGCAAAUGGUCACACAACGAAGAAUAACCGAACAUUGAAGAAACGCAAUCAGAAAGUUGAUCCUUUUCUUGGGUUUUAUUCUUAA
Rotaria socialis is the source of this 1380-nucleotide messenger RNA. The record is from the annotation of a GenBank genome assembly. Lineage: Eukaryota; Metazoa; Rotifera; Eurotatoria; Philodinida; Philodinidae.